CCCUUUACGUUAGAAAAAAACUCGUCUUUGUACUUCAAACCGGAAACAGUAUUUCGUCAUUUUGGCGCGAGAAGUGUAUUCCUACUGCGGCCGUCAUUACGUUUUUAUGAAUCAUCAGUUGUUUUUAUAAAUGUUGCCUAUGUGUUGUAAAUAUAGAUCAAAGGACAGAAAGCUUAAAUGUUGUUACAUCGUGAUGUUCAACUGAAUGUUAUUGGUGGCUCCUCGUUUGAGCUGUAUAUGAUAUUUUCUUUUUAAGUUUAGGACUCAAGUAAGCCAUUUCUGAAACCCCAAAGUUGUUUAUUUUGUGGACGCACAGGACAGUGAAAACAGCGACUAACACUAUGAAUGAAGAUGCACCUCUACCUCUGUCAGCUCUGCAGCUUAUCGCUCCACCUUUACGCCUGAUAUCCGCAGCCAUGUGGAAAGUGAUGCUGCAGAGGGAUGUGGUGCAUUAUGGGAAAUUGGAGGAGACCAUAACGUCACUCUGUGAAACUGUACCUGGGCUCCUCCAUUACAGACAUCAGGCCAGACUGACAAUGGGUUUGCGGGCACUGACGAUCUUGGAAGCGCUUCGCCAGUCAGAUCCUCCUGAUGAUCAGCUUAUACUCCAGGAGCUGCACAAGCUGCAAAAUUCCUACAUUCCCAUCAAAAAGAGGAAGGAUCAGAAGGUGGAACAAGCGAAACGCAACUUUCAGACCCUGGUGAACUCUCUGCUGAAGAACGCAGCAGCCAGAAAACAGUUCUUCAGGGAGGAAUUCCAUCUUCACUAUGGAGGAAACUAUGUGGCCAGUCUAGAAAAGCUAUUGUGGGAGUUUCUAAUUCGACUGGAUAAACUAUUACCUGUUCCAGAUCUUUCUCAGACAGUCUUGUGGCUCAGUGGUGCCCCUGCUGUUCUGGAGGAGUGUGCACGCUCUGCAUCACAGCCCCAGCUCCUCAGGACUCUGCUGCAGCAUGAAAGAUGCCUCGGACACCUCGGCUCAGCAUCUCUUCUGUCAUCUACUGGUGAUGCCAUCCUGUCUUCCCUUUCCCUCCCUCUUUCGGGUAGAGUGCAGCGGACCAUCCGAUCAGAAUCCACUCACUUAUCCAAAAGGGUCACAAAUCCUGCACCGUCAAGUCCCAGAACCACUCGCAGAACAGUGAAAGAAACCCAGUCACAGGUCGCACCUGUGUUCGGGUGCCUUUCUGUUGACGCUCUCCAAAAAAACGAGAAGGUAGCGAGAUCGGGACAAGAAGUCGAAACUGCUUCAGAGAUGUCCAGAAAUACCAGAAGCAAACAAAGAUCAUGUUCUAAUAAAAACAUUUUGGAGAAAGAUCCAGAAAAGGAGUAUUUCGUUGGGAAUAUGUUGGUCACCGUGAUCAGUCAGUCAUCUGACAGUGAAGUAGAAGAGGAAGAGGAGGAGGAGGAGGGCAGCAAAGAAGAAAUAAACGGUAGGAAAGGGAGUAGUGAGAGAGCAAACAAACUAGCCAAAAAGACUGCAAGUAAGAACGGAAAUGGAAAAAGAGGGCAAGAUGAUACAAGGGAACAUUCAACUAGGAGAAGCUUUGAGGACACGGAGUCACAGCAAGAAGCAGAAACGAGUGCUCUCCUUGUUUCUUGCAUGAAGCGCCAGCCAAGAGUGGUCAUUCCCAGAUUAAACGACAACGAUCAACAUAUCUGUCCAAAUCCUCCAUGUCAGUCUCCAUGCCAGCCUGCCUCAAACGACAGUGUGGGAAACAGUGACUCUGUGAUGCGCAAAAGGAAAUUUACUGAUCUGAGUUCAACGCCAACUCCCAAGAAACACAUGACGCUAUCAGUCAAUGGACCAAUUUCUACUUGCUCUCCAAGUAUUCCUCUUGUUCUGCAUCUUCCAGUCGGUAGUCCAGAUACCCCAUCUCCUUUGGUUAAUUCAUCAGAUGAUAUCAUUGUCGAUUCUGAUGAUGAAAAAACAGACCGUGUCAAGAGAAAGGUAUUCAGUCAGCAGUAUUGCAAAACAAAGAAUGGUACGUAUGUUCCCACUCUGCAGGAGUUCUGGAAUCCUGAGAUUUGUUCCACAUUGUCUCCUGGAACCAGACAUUGAUGCACUUUUGGAACGUCAUUCUUGCUUAAAGACUUUGAUGCUGAUGUGUUUGCUGUUAUAGAUUAUGCAUGGUCAAAAGAUUUUAUUAAAAAAAUAAUCUGUCAUGUAAUACAUUUGCAGCCAAGGAAACUUACCUGAUUUUAAGAAGUGCUCAUUAAAGGAACCGUUGACCCAAAAAUAACAAUUCUGUCAUGGUUUACUCACCUUUGAGUAGUUCCAAACCUGCAUGAAUUUCUUAGUUGUGCUUAAUACAAAGGAAGACAUGUUGAAGAAAGUUUGUCAUCAAGCUGUUUAGGAACACCAUUGGCUUUUAGUAUUUUUUUUUCGCCUAUGGAAGUCAGUAGUGACCCAAAACAGCAAACAUUCUUCAUGGUAACAAUUUUUUCAUUUUUGGGUCAACUAAUUUUUUAAUUAUAAUAAUUUUAUUUCUGUAUCAUGUAGCUUCUUGUUAUAAUAAUUAAUUUAAAUAAAGAAUUGUUUACUGCUAUAUGUAUGUGCUUUUAAGGGAAAUAAAGUUAUGUACGUAUCUA
Molecule: messenger RNA, 2587 nt
Organism: Puntigrus tetrazona (Sumatra barb)
Lineage: Eukaryota; Metazoa; Chordata; Actinopteri; Cypriniformes; Cyprinidae
Gene: tinf2
Product: TERF1 (TRF1)-interacting nuclear factor 2
Exons: 10
Coding region: 342-2057 (571 amino acids)
Biological process (GO): regulation of telomere maintenance via telomere lengthening; telomere capping
Cellular component (GO): shelterin complex
Molecular function (GO): telomeric repeat DNA binding
Source: RefSeq, a predicted model, not a curated record